AUGUGGGCCAGACCCGGGAGUAAUGGGCUAAAGAUAUGUCAUGAGGAGGCUAAUGAGCCCCAGAACCAAUCCAAAGCUCUGACUGCAACUUUGACAUCUGACCCCAGAGUAAAGGAUUCUGGGAAGAUGAACCAAGACGAGAAGAUGCAAAUGCUUGAGAUGGCUGGGAAGACCGGGGCGCUGGUGCUAACCUUGGUGUACCGAGAUGGAACAACUCAGUUAGACCCAGAACAGAAGCUCACUCCAGCAGCGUGUGGCCUGCUCGUACUGAUGACGAACAGUCUCCACCUCAGCACACCAGAGGACUCGCUCAGGCCAAACGACAGUCUGAUCUACUUAAAACUAGAACACACACCUGCAUGGGCCCAGCAACACACACUCCAGAGUCAGGAGCUCUUUACUAGAGAUAUGCUGCUACAGGUGCUAUCAAGAUCUCAACUGGUGGUGUGCUAUAAAGCCAAGGAUUUGCUUCGUACAGCUCUGCAGUACAGACGAGACCUCAGCUGGAAACAAGUGGCAGGCUGUCGUAUCCAGGACCCACAGGUGUCCGGGUGGCUACUGGAUCCUGCAAAAUCCUCGUCCUGCUACCAGGACCUUCUCAAUAAACACAGCAAAAGACCGCAUACAACACCUGCCCUGGGUACCAAGAAGGUUUCUCAGGUCAUCUCAGGUCUCUAUUCGCUCCACUGCCUUAACAUGGAGCUAUGCUUUAAACUACAGAGCCAGGGGCUGUGGGAUCUAUACUCAGACAUGGAGCUGAACAUGAUCUCUGUUCUGGCAGCCAUGGAGAGCCAUCGCAUCCAUGUGGACAAAGAAGCUCUGAGGAGAACUUCAGACCUGCUGGGGGCCAAAAUGAAGCAGUUGGAGCAAGAGGCCCACCGAGCAGCAGGACAAAUAUUCUUGGUCACCAGCAACACUCAACUACGAACAGUCCUGUUUGAGAAGCUGUGCCUCCACGAGCGCUGCGAGAACAAGAAACUUCCCAAAACCAUCAACAAACGACAGCAGUCAACAUCAGAAGCUGCAUUGUUGCAGCUUCAGGACCUGCACCCUCUGCCAAAGAUCAUUCUAGAGUACAGACAGGUUCACAAAAUCAAAUCCACUUUUGUCGAUGGGAUUCUCUCAUGCAUGAUGAGCAAGAACUACGUUUCCUCUACGUGGUACCAGACGAGCGUGGUGACGGGGAGAAUCUCAGCCAAGCACCCAAACUUCCAGGCCCUUCCAAGGCAGCCACUUCAAAUCACCAAGAAACAGUACAUCGAAGGUAAGGAGGAGGAGGUGGUGACUGUUCAUCCUCGGGCAAUGUUCAUUCCUCAGGAAGGAUGGACUUUUCUCGCUGCAGACUUCUGCCAGGUGGAGCUGCGCCUGCUGGCUCACCUUUCCUCUGACCCUGAGCUGCUCCGCAUUUUCAUCAACCCGCAGGGGGACGUCUUUACCAUGUUGGCUUCUCAGUGGAAGGGGGUGAGUGAGGGUGAGGUGACUUCUGAGGAUCGGGAACAUGCCAAACGCAUCGUCUACUCUGUUGUUUACGGGGCAGGUCGUGAACGUCUGUCAGGGAUCCUCGGGGUGAGCGCUGAGCAGGCCAGCCGCUUCCAGGACAGCUUCCUGCAGAGUUACAGAGAAGUCCAGGCCUUCAUCCAGAGGACCAUCCAGCAGUGUCACAAACAAGGCUACGUGCUCUCCAUCAUGGGUCGUCGACGGACCCUCCCUAACAUCAACUCCCCUGAUUGGGGCAUCCGCAUGCAGGCUGAGAGGCAGGCUGUCAACUUUGUAAUCCAAGGUUCUGCUGCAGAUCUCUGUAAGAUGGCCAUGAUCAGAAUCUUCAACCUGGUCUCUUCCUCCAGCUCGCUCUCUGCCAGGCUGGUAGCACAGCUCCACGAUGAGCUUCUGUACGAGGUGGAGGACUCCCAGGUGGAGCAGUUUGCAGGUCUGGUGAAGAGCACUAUGGAGUCCCUUCAGCACAUAGACCAUCUAGGAGUCCAUCUUAAUGUCCCCCUGAAGGUGGCGGUCUCCUGUGGCAAGUCUUGGGGAUCCAUGUCUGAGCUUGACAUCCCUCCAAUGUCUCCCUCUCCUUGUCUUUGAGUCCUUCCUCCUCCCUCCCUCCCUCCCUCCCUUUCGCCGCCUCUUCUACCCCCACGCCUCUGCAUUUAAAAUACU
Molecule: messenger RNA, 2157 nt
Organism: Cottoperca gobio
Lineage: Eukaryota; Metazoa; Chordata; Actinopteri; Perciformes; Bovichtidae
Gene: poln
Product: polymerase (DNA directed) nu
Biological process (GO): double-strand break repair; DNA-templated DNA replication
Molecular function (GO): DNA-directed DNA polymerase activity; DNA binding
Source: RefSeq, a predicted model, not a curated record